Molecule: messenger RNA, 1059 nt
Organism: Aspergillus brunneoviolaceus CBS 621.78
Lineage: Eukaryota; Fungi; Ascomycota; Eurotiomycetes; Eurotiales; Aspergillaceae
Product: amidohydrolase family protein
Exons: 3
Biological process (GO): secondary metabolic process
Cellular component (GO): cytoplasm
Molecular function (GO): hydrolase activity; carboxy-lyase activity
Source: RefSeq, a predicted model, not a curated record
AUGCCUUCCCUCCGAGCCAUCGUGCUGGGCCUCGCCACCACAACCCUCAUCCACGCCCACGCCCACAGCCAUAGCACUCUCGGGGCCGAUUAUAUCAUCGACGUGCACUCCCACGUCAUCCCGCCCGUCUGGAAGGAAGCCCUGAUCUCCGCCGGCUACCCCCUCAAGAAUGGCACCUUAUAUGUAGACGACUUCCCCGUCCCCGACUGGACCCUGGACUCCCACCUCUCGACCAUGGACGCACGAGGCAUCAACUUCUCGACCGUCAGCGUCACAGCCCCGGGCGUUGCCUUCCUGCGCCAUGACGCCGCCGCCGCCAGCCAGCUCGCCCGACGCAUCAACCUGCAAAUGCACAACUGGACGCAAACGCACCCCACCCGACUGGGGGCGUUAUGCCUCCUACCGUUGCCGCAUAUCAACGAAUCCCUCGCCGAGCUCGAGUUCUGCCUCGACACCCUCAACUUCCCCGGCAUCGGCCUCUACACCAACUUCAACGGCACCAUGUAUCUCGGCGACCGCCGUCUCGACCCGAUCUUCGCCGCCCUCAGCGCCCGCAACGCCACCGCGUUCGUGCACCCCGCCGCGCCGUCCUGCCCCGCCGUCGCGCUGGGUUACCCCCUCCCGCUCACCGAAUACCCGUUCGACACGGUGCGCGCCAUGGAAAACCUGCUGCUGACCGGCCAGCGCGCGCGCUUCCCGCGAGCGACCCUGAUCUUCGCGCACGGCGGCGGCGCAAUGCCCUACCUCGCCCCGCGGAUCGCCGGCCUCGCCUCGAUGGAGUUCAUGGGCGGGCGGAGCGUGGCCGACUCGCUCGCCCAGCUGGCCGGGUAUUACUUCGAGACGGCGUCGGCGACGUCCGCCGUGCAGCUGGCGGCGCUGAAGAGUUUUCUGGGGACGGGGAGGAUCCUGACCGGGACGGAUUAUCCGUACGUCCCGAGUGAUCAGAUCGCGGCGACGUUGCCGAAGAUUCAGGCGAAUGGCGGGUUUAAAGCUUCUGAGAUGGUGGAGAUCCAUGCGGGGAAUGCGCUACGGUUGUUUCCGAGAGUGGCGGCUGUGUUG